CGCGGAGCCGGUUCCCUGGGAGGCUCUGGCGGCUGUAGCUGAGGUUUCACCCCUUUGGGUUUUCCAGCCAGCAAGUACUUCUGAGAGCGUGGCGGGGUCUCCGGCCACAAGCUCAGUUCCGGUCAGCCAGGCAGCGGAACUGAGGAGGCAGAUUGGAGGGGGCGGGAGGUGGCGUAGAACGAAAAAGGGACUUGGGCCGACGACCUUUUCGUCCCAGGAGGUGAGAGUGUAAUCAGAAGCCCUGCGCUGCGGCGCCUGUUGCCCGGCAACCUGCAGACGCGGGCCUGGACUGUCCAGACUGUCCUGUCUAAAGCUUUCUGAAUGCGGUUUUUGGAGGAAUCGCGCUAGUUGAUACCUUUUCCAACUCUUCUAACUCUGGACCUCUUCUUACCGAGCUUGUUAGGUGAAAUCAGGCUGACUGUCUCUUGUGCCCCUCGCCUGUCUUGUCCAGGAAUCCCAGUUAGGUAGGGGAUGAGGAAUUCCUUCUGCUACACUGCAGUAUACUGCAUGAUAAAUACAGGAACUCAAAUGGAUUUAGAGGUUAAAGGAGUUGCUGCCACUUCUAGGAGCCAAAUUCAGCCAUUCUUUGGAAGAAAGAAGCCUCUACAACAAAGGUGGACUUCUGAGUCAUGGACAAACCAGAAUUCUUGCCCACCAGUGGUCCCACGACUUGAUUUGGGAAGCCUUGUUGACUCUGAUGAUGAGGACAAUUUUUCAUAUAUUCCACUUAGUACAGCAAACCUGCCAAAUUCAUCUUCUACUCUUGGCUGGGUCACACCAUGUCAAACUCCAUAUACUCAGUAUCAUCUAAAUAAAUUGGAUCAGAACAUAAUACCUGAAAAUUUGCCAGCACCAACAGACAAAUAUAAACUAAAAUAUCAGCAAUGUAAAACUGAAAUUAAAGAGGGCUAUAAGCAGUAUAGUCAGAGAAAUGCAGAAAAUACAAAAUCAAAUGUUACACAUAAACAGUCUCCAAGAAACAAGAUAGAUGAAAAGUGUGUGCAAGACGAAGAAGCCAACACAGAUGACCUUACGACUCUGGAUAGGAAAGCCCUCUUACAGCAAGGUUAUGCAGACAACCCUUGGAAUAAACAACAGAGGGCAAGAAAAUUGGAUGCAGAAAUUGUGGCUGCAGAGAAGAAGAAACAGAUUGUUGCAGAGCAAGUGAUGACAGACCACUUAUCUAGGGCUGUAAUCAGUGAUCCAGAACAAAAUUUAGCCAUUGAGCAAAAAGAAAGUGAUCAUAUCCUUCCAGAUUCAAAGAUGACACCUCUUCGAUUUAGAAAAAGAACACUACAUGAAACAAAGAUAAGAACUCAUUCUACAUUAACUGAAAAUGUGCUUUCUCAUAAAUUACAGUUUGAUGGUAGGAUCGUAUCACGUAAUGGACGUGAUGCUUGCAGAGAGCUAAUUGGGUUCUUUUUCACUCAUGACCAAUCCCUUACAAUUUAUGAAUAUCGACAAUUUGGGAAAAAUAGAACAAAUGUGCUUCCUUUUAUUCAAAAAAGCAUUUAUAGUCAUCAGUGUGGACGAAGAAAAGGAAAACAAUACCGACUUGGUGAUUUUUAUGUUGGUGCAACCUUGACAUUUUUGAGUUCUGAUCAUCUCAGCCUUCCAGAAAGCAUCAAAGAAAACACAUUACUUAAACUCCGAAUCACAAAUAUUGAUCAAAUAGCUUUGGAUUCUCUCAAAACUGCUUCUAUGGAACAGGAGGAUGAUAUAAUCAUUCAAGAAACCAAUGAUAGGCUGGUCUUCAAAGCAAUUCAAGAUGUGCUAAAAGAAAAACUACAUAAAAGAGGUGUUCGUAUUUUGACUGGAUUGGGAAAAUAUUUUCAACAGUUGGACAAGGAAGGAAAUGGACUUUUAGAUAAGGCAGAUUUUAAGCAAGCUCUAAAAGUGUUUCACUUAGAAGUGUCUGAAAAGGAUUUUGAGUCUGCAUGGCUAAUUCUGAAUGACAAUGGCAAUGGCAAGGUUGAUUAUGGAGAAUUCAAACGUGGUAUUAUUGGUGAAAUGAAUGAAUACAGGAAAUCAUAUGUUCGAAAGGCCUUUAUGAAACUGGAUUUCAACAAAAGUGGCAGUGUGCCUAUUAUAAACAUAAGAAAAUGUUACUGUGCUAAGAAGCAUUCUCAAGUAAUUUCAGGCCAUUCAACAGAGGAAGAAAUCAAAUCAUCCUUUCUAGAAACAUUAAAAGUUGCCUGCAGCAAGUCUGAUGAAGUGUCAUAUGGUGAAUUUGAAGAUUACUAUGAAGGUUUAAGUAUAGGAAUAGUAGAUGAUGAAGAUUUUGUUAACAUCUUACGUACUCCAUGGGGGAUUUAGUCUUUAAUAAUACAUAUGUCAUCAACACUAAGCAUUUUUUUGGAGAGAUGAUAUCAAUGUAAAGGAUGAUCAAACACUGGAAUAUAUUUUCCUAGGACUUCCUUUAUUCUGGUUUUUUGUUUGUUUGUUUUGUUUUGUUUUGUUUUCUCAAAAACGUUGAAUUUGGAAAGAACUAUCCAGAAGGAUAGAUGUAGGGGUGUGUUAGUGUUUGUGCAUGUGUAUGCCUGCUCACAUGUCCUUACAUUUGUAAAGAUAUCUUUUUGGUUUAUUACUUAUCUUGCAUAUAUUUUAGAGGUCAUUUUUUAUUAACUUCAGUAGGAAAGUUACAUCUGCAUCAAACAAUAUGGCAACAUCUAUUUAUUAACCAAGUUUCCUGUCCUUUCACAUUGUUUUUUGCUACCUCUUCCUCAGAAUAUAUUUGCCACCAUAGUCAAUUUGAUAAAUUAGAAUUGGGCCCAAAGCCAGUGAAAUAAUUCAAUGUGUUUUUAACACAUGAAAAUAUUAAAGGAUAUGCAAGAGAAAUUUUUCAAGCAGUGUGAUUAUAGAUGUUUUCUGUAUAUAGAAUAUUUCGAAUGAUGGAGGUUUACCCCAUGAUGCUCAUUUAAAUACUGACUUGUCUUUUAAAUCUGUCUUCUAAAUUAUGUACUGUUGUUGGUUAAAUAGAGCACAAUGUAGUUAUUCUAAUGCCCAGUUGUAUUUGUUCUUUUAUUCUGUUUUUUAACUGUAAUCCUUUUUACCAGCAUACGAUUGUUAUUGAGCAAUAUGAAAGGGAAAUGUUCUUUAUUAAAAUCAAUACAUUAUCUUAUUAAACAAAGAUCCUAAAAGUAUAUUGUUGCAUAUAUGAAUCCAAGGAAUAGUUCAGUAAUUAUUGCCUAAAAUGUGAAAGCAUAUUUUAUAUCCUAAAAUGAAUGUAUGAUAUUCUAAACAUCUGUUUUAGUAUAACAAACAAUUGAAACAUUUCCUUCUAAAUAUAUGUUAUUUAAUAGUUACAUGUAUUAUAAUCAUUCUUUCUGAAUUAUUUGCUAGUCAUUUCUUCCUGGGAAUACAGAGAAAAGAGACAACUUUAUGAGUUGUUUUCAACUUCAUAAUUUUAAAUUUUCUAUGUUAAUAUAACAUAAAUUAGAAAAAUAAGUGAUUCAAAAUGAAAAUAUUUACUUUGUAGAAUAUGACUUUAGACAUAUCACUGUAUCCAUCUAUACUUGGCAGCAACAUGAGAAGUGUGAUACAUGUGAACCCAACAAAUUCAAAGUUGCACUUUUCAAGAUGUGAGAAGGUACUAAAACUUAAUACUAAAACAUGAGAGGGAAAAUAUGUGUAAACCUCUAGUGCUAUUUUCACUGGCUAAAUUCUUUAUUUCUUGAUUUUUUUAAAAAUUAGGUUAUUAAAAUUAAAACAGUAUGCUAGAAGACAUUUUGGCAGAAAUAAGUCUAUAACACUAUUUUUGUCACAUAUCUUUUUCUUGGAAAAAUUUAUCCAACUAUAGACAUCUUAAACCCUACAAAUUGUUCUUGUUAAAAAUGACUAAUACUGGGGGUGCUCAAUAUGCAUAUAGUGUUUUUCAUUGAUAAUUUUUAUUUAGUUCUUAAGAAACCUGUUCUUAAUGUUGGCAUGUCACGUUUUUCUGUUACUAUAAUCAGAAAAUGUAUAGUCUGUUAUACUGUAAAAAAAAAGGGAAGCUACUUUUGGAAUGUAACGUGUUAACAUGACAGCAUACUCUUAGUAUUAAUCUUAAUCUUCCUAACAUAAGCAUUCACAUGUGGUUAUUUGUAGGAAAUAGCUCUAUUUAUGAGAUUUUUUUGGUGUAUUUUGUUAGAACCGGUGACACAGUAAAUCAUUCUGCUUUUGGAUUUGCCUGACUGCCUGCAUUCUUCUUUGAUUUUGGUAUAGUAAAAUCUGUUAUUUUGUGUUAAACUUAAUAAAAGAGCAUUUAAGAGAAGUGACAUUUCAAACAUCCACAACACAACUGACUUUUGAAAUCCUAUGCUUAAUAGUCUUUGUAAUUCUAAAAGACCUUUUGAAAAUGUUAAAAUAUUAAAUUAUAUGUUGUAAUGCUGUUACAUGAAUUUUAUAGUUAUGUAUAUUUUAUAGAUCUCUAUGUCUUUGUAAGUUACUUGCUUGUAUGCUAUAUAAUUGCUUUCUCAGUUAACCAUACUGUUUAUGGAAUUGUAUAUACUGAUUUUUCUGUUUUUAUAUUUUAAAUAUAAAAGUUGAGAAUUUUAAGGAAAAACAUUUUAUUAAAAAGACAAGGUAUAUUAUAUAGGAAUUUUAAGCUAACUUUUAAUGGAAAGGACAUACAUAUUUGCAUGAUGGAGCAAUUAAUUAUAGUUAAAAAUGUAUGUCCCUGUUUUAAAUUUUAUAGUAUAUAAAUAUAUGUGCUAAUGAACCAGCGACUCUGCAUAGAGGCAGUCACUUAGAGUAAUUAAUAAUCUUGAUACAGCUGUAGAUCAUAUCUUAUUUUACAUAUUACUUUUGACUUCCAGUUUAAGUUGUUUGUUAUCAAGUAUUUCAGGAGAGAAUUGUGUACAUUAGGCUAUGUUUACUGCAAAUAAUGUAACAUGCUUUUAUGAGAUUAUAGUUUGUAGUGCUUGCAAAUAUAAAACAUGUACCCUGAUAAACUAUAAUCACUACUUGGUUUACCAGCAAGGACAAACAUGAAAGUGCUUAAAAAAAAAGAAAGCGCUUAAAACAAAGAAAUAGAAAGUAAUGGGCAUAUAUAAAAUAAGCCAAGCAAGAGAAGAGCAAAGACAAUCUGCAGGGUGGACAUGGAUGUAUUCGUUUCUGAUCAUGAGAAGAAGCUCUUGUCAUAUCCUUCCAUUUUUAUUUUAAAGUUCUAUAAACUUCUGAGGUAAACUGAUUUCUUGGAUGUACUUAAUAAAGAAUAAAUGCUUCAUAUUGGA
This is a messenger RNA of Gorilla gorilla gorilla (western lowland gorilla), 5213 nucleotides long. RefSeq names its product calcyphosine 2 (gene CAPS2). The record is from RefSeq and is a predicted model, not a curated record. Lineage: Eukaryota; Metazoa; Chordata; Mammalia; Primates; Hominidae. The coding region runs from base 472 to 2316 and encodes 614 amino acids. Gene Ontology annotation, molecular function: calcium ion binding. The transcript has 18 exons.